GUCUUGGUCUUGGCCGAGGAGCAAGUAGGAGCAUCACCAGCAGAGAGGCAUCGACAUGGGGAGCUGUUGCGAGAGGGCGGCCCAGUUCUUUGGACCGCAGAAGAACACCAAUGUGCGAAUCAGUCUGCCGGCCGUCUGCUUCGUCUGGCAGAUCGCCAUGGUCAUUCUGUUUGGAGUUUUCAUCCGGUAUGACGAGGAGUCGGACGUCAAGCUCUGGUUAAGGUUUAAACAGGAGCACAACAUCACCAGCGACAUCGACAAUGACUUCUACUUCAGAUACCCCAGCUUCCAGGACGUCCACGUCAUGAUCUUCGUUGGGUUCGGCUUCCUCAUGACCUUCCUGAAACGCUACAGCUUCGGCGGCGUGGGCUUCAACUUCCUGAUAGCCUCCUUCGGUCUGCAGUGGGCUCUCCUCAUGCAGGGCUGGUUCCACUCCCUCGACUUGGAAACAGGAAAAAUCAGCAUCGGAGUCGAGAGUCUGAUCAAUGCAGACUUCUGCUGCGCCGGCUCCCUCAUCGCCUUCGGUGCCCUCCUGGGAAAAGUCAGCCCCGUCCAGCUCAUGGUUGUCACCUUGUUCGGCAUCACGCUGUUCGCCGUGGAGGAGUUCAUCAUCCUCAGCCUGCUUCAUUGCCGAGACGCCGGCGGCUCCAUGGUCAUUCAUGCAUUCGGAGGGUACUACGGUUUGGCCAUCUCCUGGGUGCUCUACCGACCAAACCUACACCUCAGCAAACGGCUCAACGGGUCCGUCUACCACUCUGAUGUGUUUGCCAUGAUUGGCACACUGUUCCUGUGGAUGUUCUGGCCCAGUUUCAACUCGGCCAUCACGGACCACGGCGACGGACAGCACAGAGCGGCCAUCAACACUUACAUCGCCCUCGCCUCCUGCGUCCUCACCACCGUGGCCAUCUCCAGCAUGUCUCAGAAGAAAGGAAAGCUGGACAUGGUGCACAUCCAGAACGCCACGCUGGCAGGUGGCGUUGCCAUGGGAACAGCAGCAGAGUUCAUGAUCACUCCUUACGGUUCCCUCAUCGUGGGUUUCUGCUGCGGCAUCAUCUCCACCUUUGGCUACCUGUUUGUCACGCCCUUUUUGGAGAGGGCUCUCAAGCUCCAGGACACAUGUGGAGUCCACAACCUGCACGCAGUCCCGGGGAUGCUCGGCGGCUUCAUCGGUGCCAUCGUCGCUGCAGCAGCCACUGAGGAGGUCUACGGCAGGGAGGGGCUGAUAAGAGUGUUCGACUUCACGGGCAGCUUCGCAAACAGAUCAGUAGGAACACAGGGAGGCUUCCAGGCAGCCGGCACAUGUGUGUCCAUCGCUUUUGGACUCGUCGGAGGAGUUAUCGUCGGUUUCAUCCUGAGGUUCCCCAUCUGGGGCGAUCCUGCUGAUGACAACUGCUAUGAUGAUGAAGUUUACUGGGAGGUUCCAGAGGAUGAGGAGACCCUCCCUCCUGUUCUGGAGUACAACAACCACAUGAUCCACAAGCACCAAGACAUAUCUGAGUCAAACUUCUCUGUGGAGCAGAGUUAAAGAGGGAAACCAGACCUCUCCGAUUUUGAUUUUGAGCUUGAUGCAGUAAUUUAUUAAGGAUUUUCUGCCAUUUACACCUGAUACACAUGUUUGACAUGAAGUAAUUAAAUAGGAUAAGUUAAUGUUACAGUGACGUUGCACGAAAUGAAAACCAAAAGUCUUAUUUAUGGAACAAUGACUCCUGAAGGAACCUUUGAAGUACUAAAUUAAACUCUUUCAUUCUGGAAGCAGCAUCGUACGUAUUGAUAAGCAAACGGCAGGCACUGAAUCCAACCUGUAUAACGAGAAGUCAAAGACAACAUGUUUAUCUUGUGUAAGCUGAGGUAUAACGCGCAGUAGAACAAAGAUUAUCUUCUUUUUGUAUGAGUUCAGAAACGCAUCACUGUGUACAUAGGCGGGAGCAAAACCCCACCUUCUGAGGACUUUAUAUAUAUUUACGUAGCUCUGAAUUCCUUAAUGCAAUGCCUUGUUGAUUAUAGGACUUUAUCACUGAUGAUGUUUGCUGUUCUGUUGCUUUUUAAUGAAGAUUCUGUAGAAAAAUAGCAUCUUAUGUUGUGCAGAAAUGUAGGAAUCAAAGGUAGUUGUGCUGUGGAUAAUGCAGUGUUUUAAUUGUAUAUCUUAUGUUGUUCUGUAUAGGUCUCUGUACGCUGUGCUGUAUGUACAUAUGAGCCCACCUUUUGUCGCGAACACAAUUUGUUGCAUAACUUACUUUUUCCUACGAUGGAAGUUAUUAGUAACUGUAGCAACUAUGAUACAACCUCCACAAGUUUGGUUGCUGUAGUGAUGAAUGUUGCCUCCAGUAUACUACAUAUAAAUAUAUAUAUUAAUAUAUGUGAUAUUUUUAUUAAUAGUAUUUGUUUUUGUUCUUAAAUCACAU
Molecule: messenger RNA, 2402 nt
Organism: Stegastes partitus (bicolor damselfish)
Lineage: Eukaryota; Metazoa; Chordata; Actinopteri; Pomacentridae
Product: ammonium transporter Rh type C
Exons: 11
Coding region: 56-1525 (489 amino acids)
Biological process (GO): ammonium transmembrane transport; ammonium homeostasis
Cellular component (GO): plasma membrane
Molecular function (GO): ammonium channel activity
Source: RefSeq, a predicted model, not a curated record